Messenger RNA from Spinacia oleracea (spinach), 1921 nucleotides. Its product is annotated as protein NRT1/ PTR FAMILY 2.7-like. Gene Ontology annotation, molecular function: transmembrane transporter activity. The record is from RefSeq and is a predicted model, not a curated record. Lineage: Eukaryota; Viridiplantae; Streptophyta; Magnoliopsida; Caryophyllales; Amaranthaceae. Gene Ontology annotation, biological process: transmembrane transport. Gene Ontology annotation, cellular component: membrane.
AUGACUUUUGCUAUAUUUUAUAUAUUAUGUGAGUUUCAAUUAUUAUUCCAUCACCGAUUGGAUUGCAUAAAAAUGGAAUCAUCCACAAAAUCUAUAGAGUUUGGGGAGAACAGAGAAGGCAGUAAAAUGGAGUCAAAUGAAGACAUAAAACAACAACAAAUCAAUAAUGGCAAAGGAGGGUGGCUCAGCUCCAUGCUAAUCCUAGGAACAAGUUUGGGACUAGGUAUAGCAUCAGGAGCAUGGUAUUCCAAUUUAAUAGUGUUCCUUAUUAGUAUGUUCAACGUGAAGAACAUCCCUGCUGCUCAGAUUAACAACAUAUUUAGUGCAUUGAUCAAUUUGUUUCCGUUCAUCGCCGCCAUCUUUGCUGAUUCUGCUUUCGGAUCCUUCUCCAUUACACUCAUUUCCUCCAUUGUUUCAUUAUUGGGAGUUCUCAUGUUCACCUUAAUAGUUACAAUCAAGUCACUAAGGCCGCCUAAAUGUGAUCUUAACUCAACUUGUGUACCACCAACAACCUCCCAAUACUCGUUUCUUUACACAUCUCUUACAUUAGCAUCACUUGGACUUGGAGGAACGCGAUACAUACUAGCAACAAUGGGAGCUGAUCAAUUAGAUAAGCCUAAACAUCAAGCAAGCUUCUUCAAUUGGUUUGUAUGCUUCUUAUAUGUUGGUUGGAUUAUUGGAUACACUCUCCUUAUUUAUAUCCAAACUAGUGUGAGUUGGGUACUUUCAUUUGUCAUUGCUCUUGCUGCGAAUCUGAUUGCUGUUGCCCUAUUCGUAGUUGGAUCACGAAUCUAUCGAAAAAUUCCACCUCAAGGAAGCCCUUUCACUAGUAUAGCUAGGGUUUUUGUUGCUGCUUUCAGAAAUAUGAAAAUGGCUAAACCAAUACAUAAUGGACAAGUUUGUUAUUUUUCAAAACUCACCUAUGGAGAGCCUACCAAAAGUCUCAGGUUCCUAAACAAGGCAGCAUUCAUUAAAGAAGGAGAAAAUCACGAAAAUGGCACAAAAACGAAAUCAUGGAGCCAAUGUACUGUAGAAGACGUAAAAAAGCUAAUCAAAAUAUUGCCACUAUGGUCAAGUAGCAUUUUGCUUAGUGGUGCAAUGGGAGUUAUCAUUAGUUUCACUGUACUUAUGGCAUUAGUGAUGGAUAGACAUAUGGGUUCUAAUUUCGAAAUUCCGGCGGGAACAUUCACAGUCGUCACUCUUGUAUUCACGGCCAUCACUUCCUCUUCACUCGAUCGAUUCAUAUACCCUACUUACAAGAAACUCACUGGUCGACGUUUGACAUAUUUACAAGGAAUCGGAGUUUGCCACGUUAGCAACAUCCUUGCCGCGAUAGCCUUUGCUCUUAUUGAAAGAAAACGACACAAGCUAAUCCAACAUAACGUUGUGGCACCACUAUCGGCCUUAUGGCUCAUAUUUCCAUUAGUCAUAAAUAUAAUGGGUAUUGGAGAAGGGUUUUACUUUUCACCGGAGGUGGCUUUGUAUUAUCAAGAAUUUCCCAAGUCAUUACGGAGUACAUCAACUGCUAUGAUAUCUUUGCAUAUUGCGGCUGGUUAUUACAUGAGCUCAGCCUUUAUAGAUUUGGUUGGUCGAACGAGUAAUUGGCUACCAAAUGAUAUAAACCUCGGUAGGGUUGAUAAUGCUUGUUGGGUGCUUGCAAUUGUUGCAACGGUCAACUUUGCUUACUUUCUCCUAUGUGCCAUAUUGUACAAGUAUAAUAAUCCUAAUCCAAUCUUGGAUGAUGUUACUUCUGCAUCUAGUUGACAAUUUCUUUUUCUCAUACCUUUAAAUGUUACUGUAUAGUGUCAUUCUAUAUUUAGAAUAAUUUACUCCCUCCAUUUCUUUUUGAUGUAUCCAUUUCAGAAAGUGGGGAGUUUUUAAGAAAAUUGGAAUCUUGGUUUGUAUUGGUAUAAGUGUAAUG